CCAUAGCUACAGAGUUUUCGAGUUCAUCCUCCUGGAACAAUGAUGCUCAAUUAACUGAAGGAAGUCUUCUGGUGAAGAGGGACCAUUUCCUUGAGAAGUACCAUCACUCAAAGCUUUUAUUUCUACUAAUUUGACCUCACCCAUGGCUGCUGAUGGCAAUGAUAUCGUUCCCUUGCGUCAGAAGCCGAGGAAGAAAACUCAAGGUUUCUUCACAAUGAGCCGGAGGAGGAUAUCCUGCAAAGAUCUGGGACACGCUGACUUCCAGGGGUGGUUAUACAAGAAAAAGGAAAAAGGCACCUUCCUCAGCAACAAAUGGAGAAAGUUCUGGGUUGUGCUCAAGGGGGCAUCGCUGUAUUGGUACGGCAAUCAGAUGUCAGAGAAAGCUGAUGGAUUUAUCAACUUGCCAGAUUUUGCUGUGGACAGAGCUGCUGAAUGCAAGAAAAAGCAUGCUUUUAAGAUCAGCCACCCGCAGAUCAAGACUUUUUAUUUUGCAGCAGAGAAUAUGCAAGAAAUGAACAUGUGGUUAAAUAAGCUCGGGUUAGCUGUAAUCCGUCUUGCAUCCACAGGAAAAGAAGAAGAAUGCUACAGUGAAAGUGAACAUGAGGAUCCCGAAAUAGCUGUGGAGACGCCACCCCCUCCCUACUCUGCUGAGCCUCCAUCGCAUUUGGGUCCACAGGAAGCAUCUUCAUCCUCACUUGUAUUGAAUGAACCAUCCUGUUCUCUUUCUUCCCUGGAGAGUUCAGUCAAAUCACCCAGCAGUUCUUCUUCUUCUACAUCUAAAGCAGCAGCCUACCCAGAAAGGCAGUCUUGGCUUGACAUUGUCAACAGUUCCUCUACCAUCGAAGAUGUGGGACAGUCCAUAAUGGUUCAGAUCCAUUCGCCUGCUCUCCCAGAGGCCUCAGAAAAUGGCCUUGUCAAAUCUGAAAGUGGAUUUCUGAACUCUUUGUCAAGUGAGGAGACGUCCUCACUGAACAGCAGUUUAGAUCACCUCUCUGUUCCUGAUGACACUAUAGGACUCAAGACAUCAGACAGAGAACAGACAAAAGGCCACGAAGAUGAUGAAAUGGAAAAGCUUUACAAAUCUCUAGAACAAGCCAGUUUAUCUCCUAUUGGGGAUCGAAGACCUUCAACCAAAAAGGAGUUGAGGAAGUCAUUUGUCAAGAGGAGCAAAAACCCAUCCAUCAAUGAGAAACUCCACAAAAUCCGGACGUUGAAUAGCACAUUAAAGUGUAAAGAACAUGACUUAGCCAUGAUUAACCAGUUGUUGGAGGAUCCAAAGCUGACGGCCAAGAAGUACAGAGAAUGGAAGAGCACAAACAGCUUGUUGGUUCAGGAGAUCUAUCAACAGCAGAGUGCAAAGACUUCCACGGAAGGGCCUUACCUGGAGCCUGAGGGACAACCUUCGUUUACCCAUGUUGAAAGUUCUAUUUGAGAUCAAGCCAGAACUCUCUCCCUACCUUGUUUUAUCCUCAGCAACCCUUUAAGCUGCUACAAAAUCUUACAUUUUCCUUAAAAGGAGACCUAAAAACUUUUUCCCAGAACCUCAGAUCUGGCCUGAUAAGGCGACUUCACUGGAAGCAAAUUAGCUAACGCAUGGAAUCGCUUGUUUAAAUGACCAUGUAUCCAAUUGAAUCAAUCAAUUUAAUUCAGUUACAUAUGAUUGAAGACCUUCUAUAUAUGAGGUGCUAUGAGAGGUGAGGAAGUGAGGAGGGGGUGGGACAAGAGAUUCAUGCUAUAUGAUCUGCUUUCAAGGAACAUACAACAACAAUCUGUGGAAUAGAGAAGGGAUUCACUCACGAGUGAUUUUGAUAAUUUCAUGAUUCAAUCCCUCGGUAACAGGAAGAGAAUGUAAAAAAGAAUCUAUCUGAUUGGUUUUUCGUCUUUCCCAUGACACUGUUAAAUGGGAGGAAUGCAGUAUAAAUGCUUUUUUUUUGUUGUUGCUAUUUAAUUCCGAAUCUUGUCUUUGGGGUUGCAGAUCACCAAUCUCAUUUCCACAUCCACUUAAAGGGAAUACAUUGGCAUUUAAAAAAAAAAGAAAAACUCAGGAGAGAGCUAUUCCAUGGGAGCAAUGUUCUAUCAUUUGUGGACUCAAAGGACUACUUGACAUUUUCAAAUUUCACACUGGUUGGGGGAAUUCUACAGCACGUGGAGGGAUGUUGCUUGUGCCACUUGGGGACAUCUGUUUUCUGACUUUUUUUCAUCAACUGCAGGACUUAAACAUGCAUUGGGAAAGGUGUGUCUGCUGCCUGUAGACUUGACUAUGGUACAACUACAGGAUUUGUAUUUGUGUCCAGGUGUUCUUGGAUCCACACAGCAAGGAUAUUUCUGGCACCUGAAGGUUUUCAAUUUCUUUAUUCAAAGGAAUGAAAAAAAAUUGAGGAAAUUCAUAAUUGUUUUUAUUUUUGUAAGGUUAUCUGUCACUUUAUGGCCCAUGUGAAUAUAUAGCUAUGUACAUAUAAAUAUGUAUAUGUUUGUUAUUUAAGUCUAUUUAUAGAAGUCCAGAUUUAUCAGUGUUAAUAAGAUCAUGCUAUUUUUCCCUUAUUGAAUUGCCUACAUGUUCUAAGUAGACAUGUUUUUUAAUUUGGGAAAAAAUGGGGAUACUAGUGAGUUGUUUCAUUCUGCUGUGUCAACUGAAGUUGGGAGUAUUUUCAGGAAACCCAUAGGAUAUAUAGGGGGACAUGCCAUAUAUGUUGUUUGGUUCCUCUAUCCUCCAUUGUAGCAAUAUAGUAUAAUGGAAAGCACACUGUACCAGGAAAUGGAAGAUCCGGAUUAAGGAUAUGGCUCUAUCAUUUAUUAGCCAUGGAAUCUCAGCCAAGUCACUUGUCUUCCCUGAGCCUCUGUUUUCCCAUCUAUAGAAUGGAGCCAAGAAUAGUGGACUAGACAGUCCCUUCCAGCUUUAACAUUCCCUGAUUCUCUUUCCCUAUUCAUGUAGUGACAUUCACAGAAUCAUAGAACCUAAGGGGUAGAAGGGACCUCAGAGAAGCUCUAGUCUGAACCCACACCUGAACAAGAAUCUUUUCUAUGAUAUAGCUGGCAAGGCAUUACCUCACCUUUUCCUAAAGACAUCCAGUGAUGGGAUACCAACCACUCCCUGAAAAACAGCCCAUUCUAUGUUGGAAGAGUUCUAGUGAUUAGGCAGUUUUACAUCGCACAAGGCUGCCCAUCUCUUUUUAAUCUCAUCCAUUUCUCCUGGUUCUGGCCUUAGGGACCAAACACAAAAACUCUUAAUACCUCAUUCAUUUGAUAUCCCUUCACACAUUUGAAGAGAGAUGCCAGCUAUUUGUAAAACAAAUCAAAAUUUAGUUUAAAAUUAUUUAAAUUGGGAUAUUUUGGCCAGAGAGGUCUUAGAGUUCAUGAUAUUUUCAUAUAACCUUGUCAUUAAAAAAAAGGAAUUCUAUGUUUUGCUUUAUUGUAAGGAACCUCUUCCUUUGAUCAGGUCUCUCUCACAUUGCUAAGAAUAUUCA
Molecule: messenger RNA, 3464 nt
Organism: Trichosurus vulpecula (common brushtail)
Lineage: Eukaryota; Metazoa; Chordata; Mammalia; Diprotodontia; Phalangeridae
Gene: IPCEF1
Product: interaction protein for cytohesin exchange factors 1
Exons: 12
Coding region: 143-1432 (429 amino acids)
Source: RefSeq, a predicted model, not a curated record